Halteromyces radiatus is the source of this 1280-nucleotide messenger RNA. Its product is annotated as WD40-repeat-containing domain protein. Gene Ontology annotation, cellular component: endoplasmic reticulum membrane. Gene Ontology annotation, molecular function: protein binding; guanyl-nucleotide exchange factor activity; GTPase activator activity. The record is from RefSeq and is a predicted model, not a curated record. The transcript has 7 exons. NCBI's taxonomy places the organism in Eukaryota, Fungi, Mucoromycota, Mucoromycetes, Mucorales, Cunninghamellaceae. Gene Ontology annotation, biological process: protein secretion. Bases 37 to 951 code for a protein of 304 amino acids.
UUUUUUUUUUGUUCAUCAUUUAUUUUUUUCUUAUACAUGGGUCGCAUCGUCACCUUCAAGAAACGGGUUGACUUUCCUGUUUAUGGUUUACAAUUCUCAAUGGACAAUCAACUUGUAGCUGCUGGAGGAGACGGUGCUAGUACAACUGGAACUAAAAACAAAAUCAUCAAGUUGAUGGUGGAUGCGAAGAAACGAAGGUUAAAAGAAACUUCAUCAGUAGAAUUAUCGGAACAAGAAGAUUGUGCAAUGUCAGUGGCAACUCAUCCUCAGUUACCCAUGAUAGCAGCAGGAAUCAAUAGUUCUCAUGAACUUAUCGAACAAGGACAAAAUCAACAAUGUCGGUUAUUUGAUACGCAUGAAGGAACCAUCAAAAUGAUCAAGAAGACAUGUACAAGCUCAAGCAAGAAUCCUGAAGAAUACCAAAAAAUCACGCGAUUUAGUCAUUCUGGCAAAUAUCUACUUACAGGAACAACAGAUGGUAAGGUCAGUGUAUUGAAAGUACCAGAACUCCAAGUAGCAUUUCCUCCCUUACGAUUCCAACAUGUUCAAGAUUGUGAUAUCGAUACAGCAGAAACACAUGUAGCGAUUGCAACUUCCAAAGCCAUGAUCAUCUUAUCCAUCCAGGACGGUACAGUCAUCCAAGUCAUUGAUAGUCCUCGUCUGAAUCGUUAUACCCAGUGUGAAUACCGCGCUUGCCGUUUUGUUAACAAUACACUUUAUGCCAUCGUCAAUCCAUCAUCAUCCAAAGGAAGCAAAGGUGCUUUUCUCUGUGUCUGGUCUAUCAAGAAACGGAAACCUUACCCAUUGCGAAAGGCUACCACAUGUCGUAUUAGUAGGAAAAAUAUUACUACUUUUUGUUUAAGUGAUAAAGGUGAUUUAUUGGCUUAUGCUUGUACUGAUCUUUCCGUGGGACUAGUGGAUACAUCAACGUUAAGAGUAAUCAUCAAGUAGAAAAAAAAAAGAAAAGAUGCAUGAAUGGAACUGAUGUAUUUUUUUUUUUUUGGGAUAUGAUUAGCCGGUGUUAAAGCUAGACAAGGCACAUGGAUUUGCGAUCACAAGUUUAACCUUUGACCAUACCGGGAAAUACCUUGCAUCUGCCGGUGCAGACAAUUGCUGUCAUGUUAUGAUGAUACCUGAUGAUUUAGUACUUGGACCCGAUUAUAGUACGCCUAUCUUUAUAUUCUUGGACAUGAUCCUAUUUGCGUUGUUAAUGCAUAUAAUUGUACAGUUUUCUAGUGAAUCUUAUAUCUGAUCAAUAAAAUUCUUGUUAUUAUGUUUAA